GUUCUUCUUGCUUUCUCACUCUCAUUACCCUUUUCUUGGUUGAACACUUGCAAGAUGCCUGUCGAAAUCACUCGUAUGGUCGAAAAUGACAUCGACGGCGCUGUCGACUGUAUUCAAAAAGCCUUUGCUGAGGACCCAUACUUUGCAUGGGUCUUUCCAAAAGAUUUCUCUCCGGCACGGAAUCGCGUCUCGCUUGGUAUCCGCUGUAGAUGGGGCCUUGAGCACGCUCUGUUUUACGUUGCCAAAGACCCUUCAUCUUCUACUCCUUCGCGCAUCCUUGGUGUUGCUUGUUGGCUGGCUCCAACGGAUCCCUCCGCUCCACAGUCUUGGAAAAGCUGGUUCGGCGACUGGUCAUUGUGGUUCAACCAACUCUGGAUGAAUUCUGUUUAUGGGCGCGGCGGGUUGAGUACAACAAGAUACUAUAUUUGGAAAGCUGCCCAGAGUGACGCCCAGCGUCAGCUCUGGACAGAUGACCGAGGUUACUACUUCUGUAAUAUUGUGACUGUCCUUCCAGAAGCGCAAGGUAUGGGUAUAGGAAAGGAACUUUUUGGUGUCGUCAUGCGUCAAGCAGAUGUGGAAGGGCGAAAGUGUUAUCUGGAGAGUUCCAGAGCAGAGCCAAAUAUGGCCAUCUACCGCAAGAUGGGCUUCGAGCUGGCGAAGGAGAUGAAGUGUGAUGAUCAGGGCGAUGCUAUCACUCUAUACUGUAUGAUGAGAGAUCCGCGGCCCGGGUGAGUGGCUUUUGGCGGAGAAGGAGUGUAUUAAUGUUGGUAAUCAAAGCGUUCAAUCGUCAAAGGAGUGUCUGAGGUCUGCCAAAGCAAAG
This is a messenger RNA of Aureobasidium pullulans EXF-150, 820 nucleotides long. RefSeq lists its product as uncharacterized. The transcript has 3 exons. The coding region runs from base 55 to 732 and encodes 225 amino acids. The record is from RefSeq and is a predicted model, not a curated record. Gene Ontology annotation, molecular function: acyltransferase activity, transferring groups other than amino-acyl groups. NCBI's taxonomy places the organism in Eukaryota, Fungi, Ascomycota, Dothideomycetes, Dothideales, Saccotheciaceae.